AUGGAAGUAGACGAUCCAUGGGAUUGGUCUAUUGACCGUGUGGUGCAAGAGCUCUGUACAGACAAUCGAACAUGGCAGCCUCGUGCCGCACCCACAUCGAGACCGGACCCCACCCUCUUAGAGAAGGCUCUACGGGAACAAGAAGUUACCGGUCCCAUCCUUCUCGUGGAAGUCGAUGAAAUGGUUAUGAGAAAUGACUUUGGUAUCGUCCUUGGUCGUCGACCCUUCCUCCGAAAUGCUAUCGUCGAACUCAGGCGUAGAAGUGUGCAGUAUCAGGCAUCCAUUCGCACUGCCCAUCCGCCGUCAUAUAACAAUUUUGGCCUAAACGAAUUUGCACAACUCGGCGCCGCAUUUGAACCGGCAAGGUCGCCAAUGAUUCAGCUGCCCCCAGAUAUGCCAGUUGCAGGGGCACCCCAGAUCUCGGCCGUUCCAGUCAAUACUUCAAGGGAAACGCCCUCAGGCUGCGCUCUAGCUGACCAGAGUGCGGCAGAAGGCGAGUACAUAUCCUCCGAUGCUUCCAGUGGCAAGAGGCGUAAGCUUAAUGCUGAAGGCGAUUCUACCGACGUUGAGUUUCAGUUCGAGACUGGGAAUUAUGAUGCGACAUAUCACUCAGAUUCUCAAGCUGCUUCCCUUUGUCCUGAGGGCUCUAGCUCAACCCUGGCUGGAGAAGUUGGCAGGUGCACUACUAUCGUCGUAAACGGCAAGGAGAGAAAGAGACUGGCACCAACACUCAUAACCUCGGAGAUUAAUCCACAUCGGAUCAGAUGUAUACCUACAGAGGCAGAUACUGUUCUCCACAACUCGCCGCACACUGCCGAACCUGGAGUGCCCUGUAUUAGUGACGGCAAAAAGAGGAAGAGAAUAGCCCCAACACUCGUCACCUCCGAGAUUGAUCUAAAUCGGAACCGAGAUAUACCUACAGAGGCCGAUAAUGUUGUUCACAAUGACCCGCAAACCGUUGAACCUGGAGUGCCAUAUACUGGCGAUGAUGGCAGGCAGAGAAUUAUGCCUAUCCAUCAGCCCGAUUUGGAGACUGCUGAACCAUCCCAGUGUAUGGAUAUCAUUAAGGGAGCUGUGUCGGGAGUCCAAGAAACAGGCUCGUCUGUUUCAAAACGUUCUCGCAAGCAAAUGCAGAAGGCGCGUCCAGAUUCCAUUGCAGCUGGGUACUUAGGCAAACGAAAGAUACAUGUGGAUGACAUAUUCUACGGAGGUACUGCGGUUGGAGAGGAUCUACCAACCAUAGGCGACGAUAGAGAGUUCAGUCAAGGAAUCGUUAGUAUAUCUAGUGGACGUCGCAUUUAUGUCCACAAUAUCAUGAAGCACUUUCUUCGUUCGGAGCCACAAGACUUUGCCAGAGAUGGACAGCUUCUGUCCGCCGUGCUUCCAUAUUCGAUAGCACUUGCGCCAAAGUUUCAGAAACCCUCCUUCACAUUAUUCCAUCCCGAAUCUGAUGGCAAGAUGCACGCUACGCGGGCCGAACUUCCUUCUUGGCCAGAGGUGGACCCAGAAGCCUUCGUCCAGCAGACCAAAGCGGUCGGAGGAGAUAAUGUCGCCAUAUUUAAUCUUCCUGGGCCUGAGAUGCUGAAGAACAUUGGUUCUUAUGACGACUGGGAUCACUCUCACCUAGAGAAGUACCGACUGCUAGAAGGCGCUGAUGACAUUCUCCCACUCUAUGGAGAAUCUGACUCGGAAAAUGAAUACGACGAAGCAUUAUGGCGUGAGAUUGAGGAUGAGCGCGGUUCGAAACUCGAAAAGCCAACUAAAGCUCUAAAGAAACCACCGUUGAGUGCAGCGGAUAUCAAUACAGCUAUCGACGAGGGUAUUUCUGAGCUCGUGGCUAAAUGGAAGCAGAAGAGACAGCUAAAACUGCAACUCAAAGCAUACAAGACGUGGCAGAAAUCUCGUAAAACCGGGACUUGGAAGCUAGACAUUGAGGCAGCACAGGAAAGGCUCAACCACAUCAUCCAGCGGCUCGCAAAGAUGCGCAGCGAAAUCCUUCGCGAUGUGUGGACAAGUGCAAACCAGGUACGGAGACAAACGACGAUAAUGGAACAAACCAUCUCCGAUCGCGAAGAUUUAAGAUGGAAGAUUACAGUCCUUGAGAAAAAGAGGUCUCCCGAAAAGCCGCCGCAGCUGGCCCCACUUUCUAAACCACAGAAGCAAAAGAAUCAAACCAAAAAUGUUGAAGGAGAAUCGGUCGAAAGCGAUACAGAUACUCCAAGCUCCGACGAUGGCCUAGAUGAUUUCAUUGUUGAUGAGGAUCCUAUUACCAGUCAGGAGGAGCUAGAGCUCAACCUUGCAGAUACCGAGCUAGCCCAUGGCGAUUCAACAUUGUCAGAUGCAAGCCUUCCUGAUAGCCCAAACAAAGCUCAAAACCAUAGAAGUCGCUCUCCUCGAACGUCAGUCAAACUCGAACAAGCGUUGCCAAUGCAUCCGAAACCACCAGCGGCGAAUCCGUCUGAAAUAGUUGACCUAACCCUCAUCUCAUCUGACGAUGGUCCCGGAGUUGUCAACCUCGUUACGCCACAGAAAAGAAAAAAGCCCCUCGUGAGACUUUAUCACCGCAACGGCCCUCUGUCAAGCCCCAUUGCCAUCUCCGAUGAGGAUAACUCUGGGCUUUUAAGUCCGAGCCAGUCGCUUUCGCUCAUUACCGACCCAGCCAAAAUUGCUACUUACCCUAAUCGAAUUUGGGAAACACGGAGCAAUAGGAAGAGCUUGCUGAUUUCGAUACUGUACAAAAUGGACAACUCAUUGCGAGACCGUAUCUUCGAGUCUAUCUCUAAUAUAUCUGAAGAGAGCCUUUGGUCACACCUGGAAGAGGUCAUAAUGGCACACCAGUCUUCGCAAAGCCGUGUGAAAGGCAUGGAUAAUCCCACAUUCGAGACCAUGACAAUCCUCCUUCGGCUGUUCGAGAUAUUUAUCGAUUGCAAAAGUUACCCUUACCGGGAGCCUCUGAGUACAGCCAUUAUAAACAAGCUUCAAACCCACGAACUAGAAUGGUACUCGCCAUUUUAUAAGCUUUGUCACCAAAUUCUAGAUCAGUUUGAUAGCAAGUCCACCUUCUCGAAGCGUUGUAGUAGAUCUCUCGCCAAACAUGGUGUAGAUAGUAACGGAGCAAAGGAUGAAAAUGUUGACAAGGACGACAGUGACUGGUCAGAGGAUGAUGACGAGGAUAGCGAGCCUCUUGGGUCACUCAGACGACGCCGCUCUAAUGGCAUCGCCAUGUCGAAUAAUGAGAGCUCCUCACUCGACGAGACGCCUCGCAAGAAUAAGCGGAAGCUCUUCGAAGAUGCGCAGGCACGAGAUCUCCGAGAGCAAGAUCGGAGACGGUUAGCUGAGCAAGAGCAACGUCGAAAGAGACUUCAAGCAAACUUGGCAAGGUCCGGCCACGCAAGGGAUGAAGAAGAGGGACGAAUUAUCAUCAACGACGCUAAAUCAGAUGACCAAGGCUACAUCCUCGUCCACCCACAGAUUGCGCAACGGAUCAAGAAGCACCAAGUUGAAGGUGUGCGAUUCAUGUGGAACCAGAUCGUAGCAGACGAGAAUUCAAUGCAGGGAUGUCUUCUUGCACAUACAAUGGGCCUUGGGAAGACGAUGCAAGUGAUUACCCUACUUGUUGCAAUUGCCGAAGCAUCUGCAUCGGAUGACCUGAGUAUAGUUUCCCAGGUUCCUAAGCGACUUCGACGAUCCCGAACCAUAGUACUUUGCCCACCAGGUCUUAUUGACAAUUGGAUGGACGAAUUACUAACAUGGGCGCCCCCCGGCCUUCUUGGGCGCCUCCUGAAAGUUGACUCUGCGGUCAAAAUAGACGACAGGCUACCAAUACUCAACACUUGGUAUCAAGACGGCGGUGUUCUCAUCAUUGGCUAUGAGAUGUUUCGGAAUUUUAUCAACAGGAGACCGAAGGCACAAGAUACCCGCCUCGACGAUGAGAAUCAUGUGCGGAUCUGCGAACAGCUUCUCGAAGGGCCAGACAUAAUCAUCGCUGAUGAAGCCCACAAGAUGAAGAACUCCAAUGCGUCAGUGACCACGGCAACCAUCCAGUUCAAAUCGAAGAGCCGCAUUGCACUAACAGGAUCCCCGUUGGCGAAUAAUAUCUUGGAAUAUCAUACAAUGAUCGACUGGGUUGCGCCCAAUUAUUUGGGUCCGAUUCGUGAAUUCCGUCAGAAAUAUGCUCAACCGAUUCAGGCAGGUCUGUGGCAGGACAGCAUGCCUUACGAGCGCCGCCAUGGCCUGAAGAUGCUUGGUGUUCUCAAGGAAGACAUCGCGCCAAAAGUCCAUCGCGCAGAUAUAUCUGUAUUACGGAAUGACCUACCUCCAAAGAAAGAAUUCAUCAUUACUGUGCCCCUCACGGAUUUGCAACGGAAGGCGUACUCCCUUUACGUCACGUCAAUGAUGACUGGGACAGGUCACGCGCGGACCAAGGAUGGUGAAGUCACUCAGACAACCCUAUGGCAUUGGCUUGCUAUUCUCUCCCUCCUUUGCAAUCACCCAGAUUGCUUUAACGCAAAACUACAUGAGCGAAAAGCAGAUGCAAAGAAAGAACCCCCCGCUGUAGGGCGCCUGCCAACUGCCAAUGAAACUGGCGACAUGGGAGACGACAUUGCAAAUGACCUCAACACGCCUAUUUGGAAAGUGGGAGUCUCGCAGGAUCUCAUCAAUGAGGAGAAAAUCUUGUUUGAUGCUGUAGGCAAGGAGAAUAUGAAAUCGCGAGAUUUGUCGAACAAAAUCAAGAUAUUAUUCCAGAUACUUGAUGCUGCGAAAGCCGUGAAGGACAAGGUGCUUGUUUUCUCCCAGUCAAUCCCUACACUCGAUUUUAUUGAAAACCUGUGCAAAUCAGAUGGAAGGAAGUAUGCCAGACUCGAUGGGAAGACUGCAAUGAGCAAGCGCCAAAGCCAAACAAAAACUUUCAACAGAGGCGAUUGCGAGCUGUAUCUGAUAUCCACCAGUGCUGGCGGCCUUGGACUCAAUUUGCCAGGGGCCAAUCGAGUAGUCAUCUUUGACUUUAAAUUCAACCCCAUCAUGGAGGAGCAAGCGGUUGGGAGAGCUUAUCGAAUAGGGCAGAAAAAACCAACCUUUGUAUAUCGGUUUGUUGCUGGAGGAACUUUUGAAGACACUGUCCAUAAUAAGACUGUCUUCAAGCUGCAACUCGCGUCGAGGGUUGUAGACAAGAAAAGCCCUAUUGCCUAUGCCAAGAGGAAGAUCUCAGAUUUUCUUUUCCAACCACGGUCAGUCGAACAAAAAGAUCUAUCCGAGUUCAGGGGCAUGGAUCCUGAUGUCCUCGACAGGAUCUUGGUAUCUCAGAAUGAAGCUUCCAAUAUCGCGGCAAUUGUUCAAACGGAUACUUUCGAAAGAGAUGACGACGAUAAGCUCACUGCCGAAGAGGAAAAUGAGGUCCGACGACUACUGAGCGACGAGCAAUUAAAGCGGACUAAUCCUCAAGCCUGGCAUGCGAAGCAUGCUCCUCCUUACAGAUCGACAUAUAGUAUGCCAGUCAAUCAAGCACCCGUUAUUUACAACGGCAGGGCCGAUAACGGAUUAGCAUCACCGUCAGGAAUGGCGCCUCCAUCUAGUAUCAAUGUUGUUACCCAUCCCAUUUUGUACCCGCUUGCUCCGGGCAUAGGACUACCACUUCCAACAAACGUGGCACAGCUAACUUCCUCUCUCCAUGCUCCGCCCUCUACUUCUCCAUUGGAUAGAAUGAGUAACGAGACUACUUCGUUAACUAAGACCGCUGAUUCGGGUAUUACUUUAUCAUCUACAGCCAUCACGCCGACUGGCAAUACUCCAAUCACUCCAAUUUAUGGUGCUAACUAUAGGGAUCAAUCCGAUACACCUAAUCCUUUGGCUUCCCCAGCAUAUGAAUCAGGGCCGAGCCAGAAUGCAAAAUCCCCAGCCCAGUCUAACGGAAAUCAAGUGGAAGGAAGUAAUGGAGAUAUCACCAAAGUAUGCGACCCCUUGAACUCUUCACUUUCAGUUAUUUCCUCCAUUCCACAUUUGAAUAGCAAUGUCUUGUCUCCAGCUCAAAAGGUACCGAAUUCAAAUCUUGGGUCAGAUUCAAGCGCUCUAUCUGGAGCAGAAGUAGAGUCCUACAUGCAAGACUCCCUCGAUGUUUGUGGGUGGAUAUCUGACUGCUCCGGGGACGAGUUGCGAUGCCGUUAUGAUACGCUACAAUGCAUACCUCUUUCGGAAAGGCGUGAGCUAGAAGUGCUUAAACGGGCAACCUGUCAUCAUCGCCUCCGGGUUACAGAACACCCUGCUCGAGGAAACCUCGCUGCAGAAAACCUUGCUCAAAUAAAGGCUCUAAAAGAAAGCUAUAGUAAACUAGAGCAUGAUCCAUCAAAGGCAAAAUGGCUUGGACAACAAUCCAGAGAACGAAGAAGGCUUGAACAAGAAAGGCUUGCCCAUGAAGAUAUUGUUCGGGAAACCCCUCCUCAAGCAAGCCUUGCUAGUAGGUUUGAAAAUGGACCGCUAGAGGGGCAAGCUGCGAAUGCAGCUGCUGAGAAUAGUACCCUAGGCGAUGAUAGUGCAUCCCUUCUGGCAGCUUCAAGCGAGGAUCAUCCUAUGCCGGACGCUAGUAACACUCCUGUUAUAUCAAGCUAUGAUCAUAUUGCAGCUUCAAGCGAGGAUCAUCCAAUACCAGACGCAAACAGUACUCCAUCUGGCACUUCUAUAUCAAGCGAUAAUGAACCUCGACGAUAA
Messenger RNA from Venustampulla echinocandica, 6702 nucleotides. RefSeq lists its product as uncharacterized. The transcript is spliced from 3 exons. The coding region runs from base 1 to 6702 and encodes 2233 amino acids. Gene Ontology annotation, molecular function: ATP-dependent chromatin remodeler activity; ATP hydrolysis activity; ATP binding. The record is from RefSeq and is a predicted model, not a curated record. NCBI's taxonomy places the organism in Eukaryota, Fungi, Ascomycota, Leotiomycetes, Helotiales, Pleuroascaceae. Gene Ontology annotation, cellular component: nucleus.